This is a messenger RNA of Condylura cristata (star-nosed mole), 3292 nucleotides long. RefSeq names its product proteasome (prosome, macropain) assembly chaperone 3 (gene PSMG3). The record is from RefSeq and is a predicted model, not a curated record. Gene Ontology annotation, biological process: proteasome assembly. Lineage: Eukaryota; Metazoa; Chordata; Mammalia; Eulipotyphla; Talpidae. The transcript has 4 exons. The coding region runs from base 280 to 648 and encodes 122 amino acids.
AGCGCGGGAGGCAUGGCUACCUGCUUGGCGUGGCUGGCGGGGCGGGCCGGCGCAGGGCGGGACGGGAUUCUGAACCGCUCUAGCUUGGGUGUGGAGUCUUGAACGAAUGCUGAGCGCGUGGGAAGUGCUUCUCGCAGGAGGAAAUGACAUACCUCACUUCAUAAAGACAGAAGUGUGUUUUGACAUUCCAUUCUCUGCUGGGCCUGCUUGUAUAUACAUGUGUGUCUAAUCCUGAAUCCAGAAAGUCCCAGUUAAAGGUGCCAUUGAGAAGACCCAGCUAUGGAAGACAAACCUGUGGUGAUAUCAAAACAGAAGACAGAAGUGGUGUGUGGGGUCCCCACCCAGGUGGUCUGCACAGCCUUCAGCAGUCACAUCCUUGUGGUGGUGACCCAGUUCGGGAAGAUGGGUACCCUGGUCUCCCUGGAACCUAGCAACGUCACCAGUGACAUCAGCAAGCCCAUGCUCACCACUAAAGUCCUCCUCGGGCAGGACGAGCCUCUCAUCCAUGUCUUUGCAAAGAACCUGGUGACAUUUGUGUCUGAAGAAGCCGGAAACAAAGCAGUUCUCCUAGCCAUGGCCAUGAAGGACAAAAGCAUGGAGGGGGUAAAGGCUUUAAGGGAGGUAAUCCAGAUGUGCCAGGUGUGGUGAUCUUGGAAUUAGCAGACACACCUACUCAGGAGAGCCAGAUGGAAAUAAAACAUCAUCUCAGUGAUUUGAAGACCACCCCUACCCCCUUCAUUCCCUCAGAAGGAGGAACCCCAUUUGGCUGUAGCUCUUAUAUUCAGAAGAAAGGCGCACGUAUCAGGCAGACUCUCUGUUAGGUCACUAAUAACAUCAAUGAAUGGGGGUUAGGGAGAAACAUGGAAUGUGUCGGGGGCGAGGGAGGGGGCAGCGGGUGUUGUGAAUGGUUCUCACCAGGGUCCAAAUCCAAAUCCCUGCAUGUGUUUGAAAAUGGAAAGAAUGAGUCAUCAGACAUGAGUCAUGGCCCUUAAUGUGAAAUAUCAAUUGUUGGAGGAAGUUUUUUUAUUAAAAAUAAAUGUAUCCCAAAAUACUUCACCAUCCUUCUUACAAUACUGAGAAAUUUCAUUCAUACAGCACAGUUCAAUUUAGAAUACCCUAACUGGGAGAAAAACUGGUUUGGCACAAAGAUCAUAGUUCAAUCUGGACCAAAUGAAUCCCAGAAGUUGAUUCUGUGAACUUAUCUUGCUCCUCCUGUGACUCCUUCCUGUGACUUCUCAGCAUGCCAGGAUGUCAUCAUUCCACAAAUACUUCUUGUCUUGCUUACAGCUGGGGGCACAGACCCUAGUCUCAGCAAUCAUAUCCUACAAGGACAGGAAACAGAUGCUUGUUACCCCUUCAGGCGUGGGGCUGCUAGGGGAGGGCCAGGUGAGUCAGCCACCUGACCUCACAGAAGCAGCUGUAACCACUCUCUGCAGUGGAGGACGAUGGGAGAAGGUGACUCCAGUGAAGGUCGGGAGGAAGAGCACAGCCAGGGCAGGCUGCUGAGAGCAGACCAUGGGAUGUGCUCAUUUGGCUGACCAUGAAGCAGAGGUGCAAGGACCUUCAGCGCUCUACAAAGGCCUUAGCACUAAGUCCUCAAAGCUUCAGGAUGGCAUGUAUGCCAUAUCAUUCAGUCUGUGGGUACCUGAGCUGAUGGAAGGGGUCCUGGGGUCCACCUAGGUUCUCCAUCUUCCCUCUAGCCACAGUUGCACAUGUCGCCAGUUGUACCUGAAACCAAUUUAGGUCUGUGUCAUUGACUCAGAAGAAAAUGGGGUGACUGGAGAGUAGAGGUAGGACAUAUCUAGCAGAAAUGUUGGGAUCCAAUAGCAAACAUCCAGGACAUCCUUUGAGAAAAUUUAGGACUCACUGCUAAAAUUCAUGUAAAGAAAUACUUUAUGAGAUUAGAUAGGGUAUUUGUAUUUGGUUUCUCUUCAGAAUCCACAGCCUUUCCCCAGAGGGAGAGCUGCCUGGUGUCUAGGACAUGAUAGGAAAGGGGGCUCAAACCGUCGGUCCAUUGUAAAAGGAUUUGGAGAGUGACUUAACUGAAGAUGGACCUGAGGAAAGCUGUCUUCAAGGGCUCGUUCCCUCAACAGGUGAGAGCCUGUGUGUACCACGGGGUGCUGGGCCACCCACAAGGUCACUAGUAGCCAGGGUCCUGCCCUUGCAGUUCACAGUCGCAUCCAGUGGAGAGAUGUGUAAACCUAUAGACAGACAACUUGUGUUCUCGGGACGCGAGGAGGACCAAGACUUGUGAGAAACCCUGGAAGACCCAGGAGUCUGAUAUGGCCAAAUUUGGCUCAAGGACUCCCAGACAGCUUUGCCCCAUCUUCCUGGACACAUGACUUUGGCCCCACCUUCCUCUUUCCCUUGAGGAAACACACUGCAGUCUUAUGGCCCCCACAAACUUUUUGCUCUUUCUACUUGUUCUCAUGCCAGUGUGUCCCCUGACAAGAUCCUGCCUAUGGAGGACUAGACUCAAGUUUGAAAGUCCACAAGAGACUUUCAAGAAGGGACAGGACUUUCUAGACACAUGAGGACCCCUGGGUGAUCCAUGUGUCAUGGCAUAUGUGACACUAAUGCCACUGAUGAGGUAAAGAGAACUUGGGGCAUGAUCCACACUGUAGGGCUCGCACUCAGGCAGUCUUACUUCAAAAUUAGCACAUAAUUAGGCCUUGGAGACAACACCAUCGCCGGACCCCCCACAUUGUGUAACCCUGGUCAAUCCCACUGUGUUCAACAUUGCUGUCGGUGGUGAACCCUGGGCUGUGUCUCCUACAGCAGAAAACUUUGGUGCUCUGGGCACUAGGAAGAAGAUUCGCAAAAGUUCCUGCUUUCACAGAAUUACCCCAGGAUUUACAUACCAAGGUGGUGACUUCACAUGCCAUAAUGCAUGUGGCAAGUGCAUCUGGGGGGAAACUGGAUGAUGAGAAUUUAAUCUGGAGACUUGUCCGUGGCAAAUGCUGAGCACGACACAGACUGAGGGGUUGAAUGGGGAGCGUGGGGUCUUUGGCAAGGUGAGGAGGGCAUGAAAUUUGUGGAAGCCAGGAGGCUUGGGUCUAGGAAUGGCAAAACUAGCAAGAAGAUCACCAUUGCAGACUGUGACCAAAUCUAAUAAAUUUGACUUGUGUUUUAUCCUAACCACCAGACCAUUCAUUCCACAGCUCAGGAGAUCACCUCUUCCUUCCCAUCUGCUCAAAAUAGCCUAUAAUCUGUAUGCUCUCCCUUCAGUGCUUUGGGCUCCAUGUUUUCCUUAUCCCCUUCCAAAGCUAGCUGGUUGCAGUUAAGUUUAUGA